Molecule: messenger RNA, 1143 nt
Organism: Mycena indigotica
Lineage: Eukaryota; Fungi; Basidiomycota; Agaricomycetes; Agaricales; Mycenaceae
Exons: 4
Coding region: 1-1143 (380 amino acids)
Biological process (GO): DNA integration; DNA recombination
Molecular function (GO): DNA binding
Source: RefSeq, a predicted model, not a curated record
AUGUCGUUUGACCUUCGCUCACCUGCGUAUUCUGGUGUACAUGAUGCAAUCGCUAAACCCGGAAGUCAGUAUAAUGCUGCAAUAGAUAGUGCAGAGGAGGAGCGGAUGGAAAGGGAGCAAAAGGAGAUUGAAGAUGAUUUGGACGGCGAACAAGAGGCCUAUGGAUUCCCCAGGCUACAGGAUCUGAGUCUCGAGCAGGAGGAAGAUGAGUCGGAAGAUGACGAGGCUGAUGAAGAUGAAGAUGCAACAGACCAAGAUGAAGCGCAAAUGAGCAGCUUACCCCAAAGCCAUACAACAAGUCAGAUUGAUCUUGGGAGCAUGAAGAAAGUGAUUGCUGAGGCAUCGAAGGGGGUUAUUGAGGCUACUGAUGCAAGCUAUCGAAGGCAGUUGAUUACUCAAUGCGAGAAAUUUAUGCAUGACAAAGGUUUCAUUCCAGAAGGCAAACAAUUUUUUUCACCCACACCAGUGGCUGACUCGGCAACGUUCCUUGUUGCCUGGAUUAUGAGCGAAUGUGAUGAUAUUAACCUCGAUGGAACAGCAAAACCUUCCGGGCAAGUCCAUGGCUCCUACAGUCAUGCCCAAAAGAUGCGAGCUGCUGCCACAUAUGGCUUUGGUCGCAUCGCUGAUCUUGGUUCACGUCCAUGGGAACGAGUUGAUUCCUAUGAAGUCUCAGGAGCAAGAACCUGGCGCUGGAUGGGCAAUCCUUCGGUUUCUGAAACAGUUUCACGCUACAUGAUUACUCUCCGAAAGAAGAAAAUACGUGCUGGAGAGGUUGCUACAAGUGCUCGUGCAAUCACACCCGAAAUGCUUUACAAGCUCUAUCACUUUAAUAACCAGCCUGAAGUCUCACAAAUCAAACCGAUCACUCGGAAGUCUCGGAAAUCAGCAAAUCUUGAUAACUGGUGUGGCGGGCGCACUCGAGCCAUGCUACAUGCAGUCUAUGUACUUGCAUUUCUGUGUCUACUUCGGUUUGAUGAAGCUCUCAAAAUUCAGCAUCAAGAUAUCAGACGUCUUGAUGAACAUAGCUUUGAGCUUACCCUUCCUUUCAGGAAAACGAGCCAAUAUGGAGGCAAGUUUGCUGUAUUAAUCUCCAAACCUCUUUUCAAUAGUAUUCCAGACAUCAAGCCAUUUUGUACUCCAUGA